Molecule: messenger RNA, 722 nt
Organism: Ceratosolen solmsi marchali
Lineage: Eukaryota; Metazoa; Arthropoda; Insecta; Hymenoptera; Agaonidae
Exons: 2
Coding region: 1-666 (221 amino acids)
Biological process (GO): vacuolar proton-transporting V-type ATPase complex assembly
Cellular component (GO): endomembrane system
Source: RefSeq, a predicted model, not a curated record
AUGCCAUUAGAAACUAUUAAAAAUCAUUGUAUAAAAAUAAAGCCAUCUUUGAAACUUCUAAAUUUUAUAAUAAAUAAUAUGAAAAAUAAUACAAAUAUUCCAGUAAAUAUAUCUGUAUUACAAAAUAAUUACAAGAAUAAACAUAGAAAUUAUUUUUUAUCUGUAAAAGAUAUUAGAUGGUUAAAAUUAUGUAUAUUAGAGCAACAAUAUAAUUACAGUGAAAAAAUUUAUAUUCAUGAACUUUUUGAAGGAGUUCAUAUUAUAUUACCUGAAUAUAAAAUUACUUUAAGAAAUGCUAAAUUAGAAGCAAGAAUAAAAAAACUGCAAGCUCAACAAAAUACUAGAGAUUAUAAAGCAAUGACUAAAGAUGUUGAUAUUUUUAGAAAGCAUUUACCAGAAGAUACAAUCGCUUUUCAAAUGAAACUUAUAAAUAAACAACUUAUUGCUGUUGCACAAUUUGUAUUUUCUGUGAUUGCUGGUUUCACAUUUGGUUUUAUUGGAGUUGAAUUAAUAAUUGGUAAUUUAGACUUUGGCUUUAGAUUAUUACUUGGAAUAAUAUGUGCAUUAAUCGUAGCUCUCGCAGAAAUUUAUUUUUUAGCUAAAAAACUUAGUGAACAAUAUGAUAUAUCAUCUGAAUGUAUAGUUCAAAAAUUACAUCAAGAAUGAUUUAAUUAAUUUUAAUUAUUAAAAAGUAAAUAAUAUAGACAGUAUAAAAUGUAGUU